CAGUCUUGCGCCGGUACGUCAUCUGAAAGCAAUUUGUUCUGUGCUCAGUACGCGCCCUGGGCUGGUUAUUAAAAGUGUCACGAAUAUCCGAGUCUACUAGCCACAGCGAGGCCUGCCACUGACGGCAAAAGCUAGAAUGGAAUCACCCAGUUCUCAGGUGGUCAAGGCCCUUACCAUACUGUCGAGAGACGCCGAGAGCGGUCCCCUUUCAUAUGGAAAAACCCUCGGUAACAACGGUUCGCUGUCGCAGAAAGACAUCUCCGGCCUCAGAAAAAAUACCUCCUCACUCAACGACGACCUCGCAGUUCUGGAUUGGCUUUCAUCAGUCGUACCGCGUCGACGAGAGGAAAUACGGGCGUCCAUCAUAUUUCAGACCGCACUCCUCACACAUUUACCUCCAACCAGCCCCGAAGAACACUACUUUUUCCACUGCCAACCAUACAACGACACACUUUUAUCUUCCCUUCCCGUCGAGAUCCUCACCGCCAUUUUCCAAUUUGCCGUGGACGGCUCAGAGUAUGACGACUUGGACGUCAAGCACAGUUCAAACUGGGUGAUCAGCCAUGUUUGUCGUGUUUGGCGGUCGGUAGCUGUAUCAACACCGAACCUCUGGACAUCCGUCUCCAUUGAAGAUGAUCUUCUCAUAGAUGAUCCUUUUACCGACGAUAAAGCGAUGCAUCUUAAGGAGUACCUCUCGCGCUCCAAUCAGAAACCACUCCGCAUCACACUGUCGUCCUCGUACGAUAUCCAAAAACAUCUCGAGAUACUCUCGCCCCAUUUCACUCGCUGCACCAACCUUGAUCUCACAAUCACUGAUGAAACUCUAGACUUACUUUUCGCCAUUUCCAGCGGAUUUUCGAGUCUCAGAAGACUAACCGUCGUUGUCGAGGGGCGUUAUGUUUUCAACGAUAUCCAACCUGGGCUUUCCCCGAGUUUGAGUGGGCUACCGUUCAUCAGUAGCUUUGGUAAAGCACCGUGUCUGAGAGACGUGCUACUUCAGGGCGUAGGCAUCUCGUAUCUUGAGCUCCCUCUGACCAAGUUAGAGUCCUUUACCGGGGAUAUAUAUCGAUAUUCCGAGUAUAAGCUACUCUUCUCAUCCGCACCACAGCUUAUCACGGCGACGUUAAACGUGUUAUGUGCCGCCGCCACUUUCAUCAUUCUUCCUGAGCCACUCAUACAUGUCAAACUUCACACCCUUUCACUUUAUACCGACAUCGAGUGUCUGCGAGGCCUUCGUCUUCCAUCGCUGGAGGUCUUUCGUAUCCAGCAAAUCUACUCGGGUGGACACCAUUGUUAUAUCGCCGAGCUCAUUCGAGAAUCGGGCUGCCCUCUUCGUAGCCUAUAUCUAGAAGUUCCGGCGCUCCCGUGGUCAGAGCUCCAGCCCAUCAUCGAAGAGUGCUCGAGCACUCUCACAUCGCUAUCCAUUCGGGUUAACAAUAGUUCAGCAUCGCAGGUGCACGACGCGCUCGCAUUCAACGGUGCUUCCUAUCUCGCACCUUGCUUGAAAGAAUUAUGCAUUCGCGACGAUGAUUACUCCUUGAACAAAGGAUUUGAAGCUUCUUUCCAUAAAAUCACCUUCUUUAGUAUGGUGUUCUGGCGGUGGUACUCUAAAAGGGUCACACAGCUGAAAUCGUUGACAAUGUGUGCGCCUUAUUCACCCAGGCCGGAUGAAGCUCUGAGGAAGCUGCAGGAGCUAGAAGAAGAUAGUCUAAAUGUCGAAUUUCAUGGUUAUGCUUGGACGAAGAUGAUAUGAAUAAAUGCGAUAUAUCGUGUAUAAUACGUAGCUCUCUUGCCAUAAGUGACUGAGUAAAUAUUGCGUUGCUACUACUGUAUAAUUUCGACCUUAAGUUCACAUAACGUGUCACAGAGGCUUGUGAAAUGAAG
Messenger RNA from Desarmillaria tabescens, 1884 nucleotides. RefSeq lists its product as uncharacterized. The transcript has 4 exons. Gene Ontology annotation, molecular function: protein binding. Lineage: Eukaryota; Fungi; Basidiomycota; Agaricomycetes; Agaricales; Physalacriaceae. The record is from RefSeq and is a predicted model, not a curated record. Bases 137 to 1753 code for a protein of 538 amino acids.